Pollicipes pollicipes is the source of this 1165-nucleotide messenger RNA. Its product is annotated as spectrin alpha chain. The coding region runs from base 7 to 840 and encodes 277 amino acids. The transcript is spliced from 6 exons. Lineage: Eukaryota; Metazoa; Arthropoda; Thecostraca; Pollicipedomorpha; Pollicipedidae. Gene Ontology annotation, molecular function: calcium ion binding; protein binding. The record is from RefSeq and is a predicted model, not a curated record.
CGUGACAUGGAGCUGACCAAGGAGGCGCAGCGCCAGGACGAGAACGACAAGCUGCGCAAGGAGUUCGCCAAGCACGCCAACGCCUUCCACUUCUGGCUGACCGAGACUAGGUCGUCAAUGAUGGAGGGCUCUGGCACCCUCGAGCAGCAGUUGGAGGCCGUGAAGAAGAAGGCGGCCGAGGUGCGCGCUCGCCGCAGCGACCUCAAGAAGAUCGAGGACCUGGGAGCUAUCCUGGAGGAGCACCUCAUCUUGGACAACCGCUACACCGAGCACAGCACGGUGGGCCUGGCCCAGCAGUGGGACCAGCUGGACCAGCUGGGCAUGCGGAUGCAGCACAACCUGGAGCAGCAGAUCCAGGCCCGCAACCAGUCGGGCGUUGCUGAGGACUCGCUGAAGGAGUUCUCCAUGAUGUUCAAGCAUUUCGACAAGGAGAAGGCAGGCCGACUGAACCACAAGGAGUUCAAGUCGUGCCUGCGUGCGCUCGGUUACGAUCUGCCGAUGGUGGAGGAGGGCCAGCCCGACCCCGAGUUCAACGAGAUCCUGGACGUGGUUGACCCCAACCGGGACGGCUUCAUUAGCCUGCAGGAGUACAUGGCCUUCAUGAUCAGCAAGGAGACGGAGAAUGUGCAGUCUUCGGAGGAGAUCGAGCACGCCUUCCGCGCCAUCACCAACGGCGAGCGGCCCUACGUGCUCAAGGAGGAGCUCUACACCAACCUCAGCAAGGAGAUGGCAGACUACUGCGCCGACCGAAUGAAGCCAUACACGGACCCCAACACCGAGAGACAGAUCCCCAACGCAUUCGACUACGUCGACUUCACGCGUUCGCUGUUCCAGAACUAGGCCGCGCCGGCCGGUGGCCUCGCUUUGUCUUAUCUCUCGCGAUCGUAGCAGCUGUCUGGCCGUGCCGUGCGUCGGCUGACAGACCCAGUCACUAUUUAUCUUGUGUUGUAGUGCGCAGCUUUUUGCUCGGAGCGGGCGAGCGGCGGACGGCGGCGCGCUCGGACGGCUGGUGGUGCGUACGCGCCCAGGCCGUCCGCUACUCCGACCGGGCGCAUAGUUAUCGGUGUUCACCUGGUGGCGCACACGGUGCCGGCUCCGGCUCCGGCUCCGGCUCGGGCUCCGGCUCGGGCUCCGGCUCUGGCUCUGGCUCUGGCUCUGGCUCUGG